Molecule: messenger RNA, 2237 nt
Organism: Brassicogethes aeneus
Lineage: Eukaryota; Metazoa; Arthropoda; Insecta; Coleoptera; Nitidulidae
Source: the annotation of a GenBank genome assembly
AAUUGAAAAUAAUGUGAAUUAAUUAUUAGCAUGUUCUAGCCGUGGCCUUUAAGGUCAGUAAUAAAAUAAAAUGUUUAACUUUAACAUAUGGCUGUUUGAAUUCCAUCACAUAGAAGGUCUUAUCUUUGCUAUCUAAUCUGUUUGUAUGAGAAUGAGUGUUUAGUUUAGUGCAAAGUACGUUAUUAUUAUUAUAAUGUGCUCACCUGCUGCUGUACUGGUUAAGUGUACGUGAAGUGUUUUAAAUAGCGGUGUAAACAAAAUUAAAAUGGGUCAGAGUUCGAGUUUGCCAAAAGGCAGAAGAAAAUCAUUGAGGUCCUGGUCGAGAAAAACCCAAAACAGCAGAUCAAAUCUAAGUCAUACCUUCAACAUAAUUGAAAAUGACGAUAAACCAGAGCUGAUGAACAUAAAUUUGGCCACAGAAGAGGAACUCAUGACUUUACCAAACAUUAAUCGAGAAAUUGCUAAAAACAUUGUGGACCACAGAAGGGAAAUUGGAAGAUUCAGGAAAGUCGAGGAUUUAGCUCUGGUUCGCGGCGUUGGGGCCACGAAAUUAGAACAAAUUAGGCCUGAAAUAUGCGUUUCAACGAAAAUAAAUCACAGUUGUUCUUCGUCGAGAGCCCAAAGUUAUGACAGUUUGAAAAGCACAGAUUCAAGGGUUACUAUUAAAUCCAUGAAACCUUUAAAUAUCAACAAGGCAACUAUUUUUGAGCUGCAAGGAGUUAAUGGGAUUACGCAGGAGGUGGCAGCUGCUAUUAUAUCUUAUAGGACUAAGAAAGGACUUUUCAAAAAAGUCGACGAUUUAAUUAAAGUAAAGCUAAUUGAUACCAUUCGAUUAGACAACAUAAGUCGGUAUUUAACAAUAGAAAAUUGUGAUGUGUCUCCUAUGGAGUUUGAAGGAACCCCCAGGCCCAGUAUAUUAACCAAUGGUUACACAAUGCCUGCCUAUGGUAACAACAAUCGUAACGGGGGGCCUUUAACAAUGCCAAUAUCCAAUGGUUUAUCUUUAUCUUCGGCAGUGGAUAUAUUUGAGUUGCUCUCUGCAUAUUCCCCCAGGCCAAUUGUCGAGGAAAUUUUCAGGUAUAAUAGGAAUGGCCAGGCAGCUAUUAGAGUGGCCAUCUGGAAUUUGCACCAGCUCUCCAAUGAAAAAGCUUCAAAUUUUGGUGUUAAAGAAGUUAUUUGUCGAACCAUAUUGGAAAAUGGAUUGUCCAUUAUAGCAGUCCAAGAUAUUUUGAGCGUGACGGCUUUAAAAUCCAUUUGUGAAGAACUAAACAACCCUAAAUUACGCAGAAUACGCGAAUGGAGGGAUAAAAAUCACAAUUGGAACUUUUGCAUGGUAGAUGUUCACACAUCAAAAUUAGGAUUUAUAUACGACUCCGGUGGAGCCAUUGAUAUUGACUUGACCUCCCUAAACGAGGGCCCAGAGGAAACAAAAAAACACUGUGAAGUGCUCAUAGCCACCUUUAGCAUAGGUUCCAUAAAUUUGCAAUUGGUUAAUAUGGUUUUGUUUCAAGAAGCUGAUAUUCCGUUGAUAGAAAAUAAGUUUAAAGAAUUUUUAACUGAAGAUAGAAUGGUUGUUUUAUUGGUUGACUCUUCCACCAUACAAAACCCAGAUAAUUUUAUUUCGAUUGAAAGUAUGAAACCAGUAUUACCAGUGAACACAAAUACAAACUACAUUACCUCAAAAUCCGAGCUGAGUUUUCACAGAUCAAAUAUUUUCACCAGUAAAAAGGUCCAGGACCAUUUGACUAAUUUCAGCGGCGUUAUCCGGCACGGUAUAACCCAUCUCUCGAUCCCGAACGGCUGGGCUUGGGGGGGUCCGGUGUCUCCCCACUGCCCCCUCUGGACCGAAUUGUUUCUUAGUUCCAACGUCGACAUGGCCUUGUGAUAUUUCCUGUACAUAUUUUUGUUUUUAUUUAUUGUUGAGUAUUUUUUCUUAGAACCGACCUGAUCUAUCAAUCUUUGGCUGUGCUAUUCCUUGGAGUGUUUGUGAUACAAUUUAUCAAUAUUGGUAGAUAAUAUUGUAAAAUAAAAUUUUGUGGUAACUAUUGUAUGACUUAAAUUGUAUACACACAAGCAAAAUUAUUGGGUAACAAAAACCAUAACAAAGUUUCAAUUUAAGGGUUAAAAAUAUUGCCUAAAAAAAUUAGAACCCUUAAAAUAAUAAAAAUAUACCAUACUUUUGCUUAUGUGUGUGGAUAUGUUUUUUAAAUGAACAAAAAAUAUUUUAUUUAUAUACC